AAUUCCAAUCAGCGAUUUACUAAAAGCACGGUAGCUUAUUGCGAAGCGCUUCAAAUAUGCUUAGUUGCUAAUGUACAUACAUGUCUGAACUAAUAAUAAAGAAGAAACUUAAAUUCUAAUCAAUAAACCACACACAGACUCCCCCGCAUGGCUUUGCCCUCCAGCAUACAUAGAUUUUGACUUGCGCUGUUGAAUCUAUUUAUAAUAACUAUCUUUUUCUUCAAUCGAUAAGCUCAAAAGAGAUUUAAUAUAUGCUAUCCAAUAUUCAAAAUGUAUCUCAGUGGAUACCGAUGUCGUCCCGUUAUUACAAGUACAAAGCAUCACCCGCUGUUCUAGUUUAAUAGGUUUGCGAUUCAUCUAAAGCGGUCAAGUGUUUACAAUCGACUAUCGUAUAGAUAUACUUUUUAGUACGAGCUCAAUAUACCAACACUAACAGCUGUAUAGAUGCUUUUUUGAUAUUGGGUCAUUUAUUAUGCUCUAUACCCUGUAUCUAUCCAUUGACCUUCACAACAAGCGCUACCAUUUUUUCCAGCCCAGCAUUUUAAACUGUGUGCCGGUGGGAGCAUCCUGCACCGCGCUCUCUUCCUUCUUUCACUCUGUCUUUCCUUACUUUAAACGUGGAGCAACCAUGGUCGAUCAGGACCCUCCCAACGUGGAACCUGGUCAUGGUUCCAAACAAAAGAGUCCUACUCCUGUGAAAACAGGUCCUGGGAGACGGUCAACAAAGAAACAAGAAAAGAUCUUAGAUCGGCCCAGAACAUUGUUUGAUACGGACGGAAAUAUCAGCUCACAGAAUAUUCUGGAUCCUGAAGCCAGCCCUGCUCGAUCGACGCGCAAUGCCCGAAAGCAGUUGGCAACCGAUGACUACGACGACAACAGCAAUGGAUUGUUACCUCCUAUUAAACGACAAAAACUCUACGAUCAUCGACCUAUGCGUGGACGCGGGCGAGGACGACCGCCGAAACGAACAAAGCAGAAACUUUUGGAACAAAACCCAGCAACGCCUUUAGACCAAGUGCGUAACGGUGUGUUGAGUGACAAGGCUAAAGAACUACAGACUAUUUACGAACAACAUGCCAAUAACCUCAGGGAGCUAUAUCAUCUCGAGGUCAAUCAAAACAUGUUGGACUACAACCCUAGUGCGUUUGCGCCUGGUAGUUUCCUUGACGAGCGUUUCAACAAGUUUGCCCAACCGUAUGACUUAUGGGAAAGAGCGGCUGUAUAUUUGGGGAGGAAUGAUUUGGUCCAUAUGCUACAGGAUGUGUUUGCUGAAAGCAGUACAGCAGUGGCGUCAUCCUCAGCGGCGAAAAAGGGCGUUCAAAUUUAUACCGGCAGCGAAGUUCGACGUUUCAUUCGACAAUACCCAACACUAAACGAUUACUUAUCGACUUUUGUGUCUAUCGAUGAUAACGAGGAUAUUACGCCAGAAGAGGCUGAUGCCGUUGUGGAAAAGGAGGCAGGUAUACGCGAACGGAUUAAUGCACUCAACGCGCGAGGCGGGUUUUCGACCCGUCUACAAACAAUCGCCAACCGACGACCUCAGUUCGAACGUAACAGAAACGAUAGCGUGCACGAUGCAGUCGUUGCACAGGCAGUGACUACAUCCAAACUCUUUGCAAGCAACUCAAAACAUCGACGGAAUGCGGCUCGGAAAUGUGCUAAAGCGAUCGAACGACAUUGGGAACUUAUUCGGACACAUGACGAACGGUUGCAAAAGAAUGAGGAGCGGAGGAUGAUGCGGCUGGCGAAACGUACUGCGCAACAUGUAAUGAAAAAAUGGAAGGUCGUGGAGCGCGUGUGCGAGGCUCGAUACAAGGAAAUCCUGAAAGAAGAGCAAGCACAAGAAGGUCGUCGGCACCUGCAAAAGAUCCUUGAGCAUUCUGAGCAAAUGCUCGGUGUACGCAUGGAAGAGCUCACGUCACGCAAAGCGGCAGCGGCAUCAGCAGACGAAUCGCCAACUCCCCCACCAGUAAUAUCUUCCUCGUCUUCAGUAAUAACGUCUCGAACUAACGAGCCGGAUGCGCCAACGCCAGACAAAGUUACGGCAGCAGCGGCACCCACAACAUCUGCAUCAACUGUAUCGGAUGAAGAAUUUUCGGCAGACGAAGCGGGAGAAGACGACGAUCACGUGAUUUUUGAUGAUGAAGGGGAGAGUGAGGACGAUGACGACGAGUUACGGGAGCUCGAAGCAGAUCAGGAUUUGGACGUCGAAGAGCUGAUUAAAAAGUACAAUUACCGGUUGGAAAGCGAAGAUGAAGAAGAAGAGAAGGAGGAGAAGGAACAACAAGAAAAUGUACGGGAAGAAGGGGAAAACGAAUCCGACGUGGAAAUGACGGAAAAAGAAACACCUGCAGCAGGUUCUGCAUAUGAAAAGGUGGAGAAAGACGAUGUCAAUGUUGUGGAGCUCGAAACUCUAGAGUCGGAAGUAGAGGAACAGGAACAACAACAGACACCGGAGGAUGUAAUGGACGAAGAUAAAGAGGCUGUAGAAGUGGAGCAGCAACAGCGGCAUACACAGGAGGAGGAGGAGGGUGUCGACGACGAUGACGAUGAUCAGACUGUCACGGUGUACGGCUCAGACAUGACCGAUGUUGAAGAAGAGGACGGAGAACGCCGGAAGAGAACCAAAAACUCGAACCAAAAAAAUUCGCAAAACGUUGUGGCAACGGCAUCGGAUGCGACGACGAGCACUGCAGUUUCCCAGCAACCUACUGCGCAGCCAACCGGGACGACGUUAUCCACAACAAAAGUGGACACUCAAAUCCCGUUUCUCCUACGUGGCACGCUGCGUGAAUAUCAGCAUGUCGGUUUGGACUGGCUGGCGAGUUUGUAUAUCAACGGCCUCAAUGGCAUCUUGGCAGACGAGAUGGGUCUUGGCAAAACAAUUCAGACGAUCUCGCUGCUUGCAUAUCUGGCAUGCGAAAUGGGAAUUUGGGGGCCUCAUCUUAUCGUGGUGCCAACAAGCGUGAUUUUGAACUGGGAGAUGGAAUUCAAGCGCUGGCUGCCGGGUUUCAAGAUUCUUACGUACUAUGGUACUCCGAAAGAGCGCAAGGAAAAGCGAUCUGGCUGGUCCAAGGAGAAUGCGUUUCAUGUAUGCAUCACGUCAUAUCAGCUGGUGAUACAGGAUCAGAAUGUGUUUAGACGCAAGGCAUGGCAGUAUUUGGUUCUUGACGAGGCACACCACAUCAAGAACUUUCGGUCGCAGCGUUGGCAAGUCCUGCUCAACUUCAACUCUGCCCGCCGACUGCUGUUGACAGGCACGCCACUGCAGAACAAUCUCAUGGAACUAUGGUCGCUGCUCUACUUUUUGAUGCCUAACGGCGUUUCCGAGUCCAUGCCCAUUGGAUUCGCAAGCCAAAAGGAGUUUCAAGAAUGGUUCUCCCAUCCGGUGGACCGCAUGAUAGAAGGACAGCAAGGGAUGGACGCUGAUUCACGGGCAGCGAUCCAGAAACUACACAUAGUGUUGCGGCCGUACCUUUUGCGACGACUCAAAGCUGAUGUGGAGAAGCAGUUGCCUGAGAAGCACGAGCACGUGGUCUAUUGUCGUCUAUCUAAGAGACAACGCUAUCUGUACGAUGACUUCAUGAGUCGCGCAAAGACCAAGGAGACUUUGGCAAGCGGCAAUUUCCUCAGUAUCAUCAAUUGCCUUAUGCAACUCCGCAAGGUGUGUAACCACCCGGAUCUCUUUGAGGAGCGGCCGAUCACUACAAGUUUCGCAAUGGAUGACCAAGUCCAGUGGUCAGGACAACUUCUUGAAUCGCGUAUCCGCAAGCGCUUCAGUGUAUAUCCACCAGAUUUGAACAGCGUCAACCUGGUUAUUUCUCGCAACGAAGACAUGUCGAUGGCUGUGGCAGAAGCAUAUAAUCGACUGGAUGCAGCCAAGAGUUUCGUUCGCGCUAUUGCCAAGCAUCAAACCUAUAUUGACAUUGCAGAAGCGCGUGGCAUUACGUCGAGUCGCUACCAAGAUCUCAGAAGCUACGGUGGACGCUAUGGCUACCACGAUCUAAAGAAAUACCAAAAAUACCGGCAGUUGGAGCAGCAUUGCGACGCAGUCGAUCGUUGGGAAUCCAUCAUGUCCAUCAACAAGUUUCGGUGCGUGCGGAGACCCAUUUUGGGCGCUAGUCUGAUUGACAUGUGUCUGACAGCCACACAAGGAUACAAACGAGUGUACUUCCCAUCGGCAAGCCAUGACGAGCGCAGCUAUCUUGAUCGAAGCGACAUCAUCCGUAGUCUCGUAUUAGGCUACAAGGAACGGGUCGACUGCAACCUGGACAUUAUUGAACGCUAUGGAUUUGUCACCCCAGGGGCUGUGAUCCAGCACUCGACCACGGCUGUACCUGAGCUUGUGCCGUCGGAUGCACCCAUGCAAGUGCAGGCCAGACUGCGACAAGCGCUGAAUAACGACAUAUUCCAUCCCAUCCAGUCACGACUCUCUAUAGCAUUCCCUGAUAAGCGGCUGCUGCAGUAUGAUUGUGGCAAGCUGCAAAAGCUAGACGCAUUGCUAAGGCAGCUUGCAGCUGGUGGACAUCGUGCGUUGAUAUUUACUCAGAUGACGCGCGUACUGGACGUUCUGGAGGUUUUUCUGAAUAUGCAUGGUCACCGGUACCUGCGACUCGAUGGCGCAACCAAGAUCGAGCAGCGCCAGGUGCUGACGGAACAGUUCAAUAGCGACAAACGUAUCCUGGCUUUUAUUCUUUCCACCCGCAGUGGUGGUCUUGGGAUCAACCUAACAGGCGCAGACACAGUCAUCUUUUAUGACUCUGACUGGAAUCCGUCGAUGGAUAAACAAUGCCAAGACCGCACACAUCGUAUUGGACAGACACGCGAUGUACACAUAUACCGUUUUGUCACAGAAUAUACCAUUGAGGAAAACAUCUUCAAAAAGGCCAACCAAAAAAGACUCUUGGACAAUGUGGUGAUCCAAGAGGGUGGCUUUACGGACGACUACUUUCAAAAGAUGGACUGGUGGCGCGAUUUGCCUGAGGUGACUGGAAAAGAGACCAAUGCAGUAACGCCGACCAUGGACAUUGAACAAGCACUACUGCAAGCAGAAGAGGACGAAAACGACGCACGUGCAGCAAUCACGGCGCGCAACGAGAUGGAUAUGGAUGAGCGAGAGUUCAAUGAGACGCGUCAGUCGCGUAGCCCUUCAGACUCACCUAAGCCCUCGACAUCGGCUGUUGUCACACCUGCAGCUGUCAGCGGGGCAGAUGACGAGGAGGGUCUUGACGAGCCGAUGGCUGUAGUGGAAGAAGAAGAAGAAGAAGCAGCAGCAGCAGCAGCAGCAGAGGAAGAAGAAGAGGGCAACGACGAAGAAGAAAUGCAACUAGCAGUCGGACACGUCGACCAGUACAUGCUACGCUUCUGGGAGAGAGAAAUGUUUGGCCGUUUCCUUGGCUUUGGCGGCUUGCCCGAUCAAGAAGAACUUGAAAGCUAAAAAAAAAAGCACACAAAAAGAUACAAGUCACCCUUAUUCUAACUGUACACUGCCCCGAUCACACAUAUAACAGCACACAUACACAUACACAUCUUAACCUACAUAUUCUCGCACCUUACCACUAGCACUACCAUCCCUCUCUUCCCCACACCACGCAUACAUACGCAUAUAUUGCAACAGUUUUUUGUAAAUAUAUACCUUUUUUUUCCUCAAUUGAGAGGACGAGGAUGUUCUUUGGAUGGGAUAGGGGAAGCAAGCAUGCCAAAUUUAAAGGGCGCGGGGGUUGGUUUGAGUGGGGAGAGCUGGAGUUAUCAAAAGAGAGAAGGGACGAUAGUGUCCACGUCAUGCACUUGAAUGGUCUGUGUGCACGAAUUUUUUACCAAUUGUGGAUGCACACCGGCUGUGCAGAAUAAUAGAGGGGAGCAGCAGUGUGCGAGUGGUCGAGAGUCAAAGAACAG
Zychaea mexicana is the source of this 5895-nucleotide messenger RNA. Its product is annotated as SNF2 family N-terminal domain-containing protein. Gene Ontology annotation, molecular function: ATP binding; histone binding; ATP hydrolysis activity. The record is from RefSeq and is a predicted model, not a curated record. The transcript has 5 exons. The coding region runs from base 473 to 5437 and encodes 1654 amino acids. Lineage: Eukaryota; Fungi; Mucoromycota; Mucoromycetes; Mucorales; Lichtheimiaceae. Gene Ontology annotation, cellular component: Swr1 complex.